Messenger RNA from Capsicum annuum, 1090 nucleotides. RefSeq lists its product as uncharacterized. The transcript is spliced from 3 exons. NCBI's taxonomy places the organism in Eukaryota, Viridiplantae, Streptophyta, Magnoliopsida, Solanales, Solanaceae. The record is from RefSeq and is a predicted model, not a curated record. Bases 244 to 816 code for a protein of 190 amino acids.
GGAAUACAUUACAUUUUUUGGCGGGGGUGGGGGAGCGGGGGAGAGGGUGUAAUAAAAUGGUGGGUGGGGCCGGGUCAGUUGAGUGUGGCUAUAAAGAGACCCCUGUUGUGCUUCGUUAUCUCCGAUCCCUUCACUUAAACACUGCUACUUCUUCUCCACUAAAACAUUAGAUAGAGUCACAGAGAGAGAGAGAGAGAGAGAGAGAGAGAGAGAGAGGCAAAAACUUACAGUAAAUUGAGAGAAAUGGGCAACUGCCAAGCCAUUGAUAAUGCAACUUUGCUCAUACAACACCCAAGUGGUAGAGUUGACAAGCUCUAUUGGCCUGUCACUGCUAACGAGAUCAUGAAGAUGAAUCCAGGCCAUUAUGUUGCUCUUCUUCUUACCACAACCACCUUGUGUACCCCCACUAACCCCGCCACCACUACCACUGCUAUCUCCACCGUCACCCCCACCGCCAGAAAAGAUACUAACACUACUGCAACAAAUACUGCUACUACUGGUAAUAUUCCGGUUCGUAUAACGCGUAUUAAGCUACUCAAGCCGACGGAUACUCUUGUUCUAGGUCAUGUUUACCGACUAAUUACCACUCAAGAGGUGAUGAAAGGGUUAUGGGCUAAGAAGUAUUCGAAGAUGAAGCAACAGCAGCUAGAAUCCGGAGAAAAGACUGAGAAAUCAACGAAUUCACAUGGACUUGUUAGAAGAUCUGAAUUGGACUACUCCAAACAGGUGAAACAAGAAAAGCAUAGGAGCUCAACAGGUGCAAAACCAAGAACAUGGCAUCCCAAACUCCACAGCAUAUCUGAGGCUACAAACUGAGAGAUUAAUUUGAUAUGCUUCUAUGUGGAUUUUGUGUAUGAGAUUCUGGACUUGAUGAAGGAAAAAUUAAUCACUUCCACCAAGAAAAAAAAGGCAGAUGGUUGGAGAUGGGUAGUCUCCAUCAUUAAACUAGAGCUAUGCAGAAUUAAUGACAUGUACAGCAAAAAAGAAGAAGUAAAAAAAACUCACAUUGGUUAACUUUUGUAAUCAUUUGGAGUCCCUUCUUUAAUUGAAAAUUAUUGUGGGCUUUGUUCGAAGCACCAAAUUUUGUUUA